This is a messenger RNA of Populus trichocarpa (black cottonwood), 1559 nucleotides long. RefSeq names its product transcription factor bHLH94. The record is from RefSeq and is a predicted model, not a curated record. Gene Ontology annotation, biological process: regulation of transcription by RNA polymerase II. Gene Ontology annotation, molecular function: protein dimerization activity; RNA polymerase II cis-regulatory region sequence-specific DNA binding; DNA-binding transcription factor activity, RNA polymerase II-specific. The transcript is spliced from 3 exons. The coding region runs from base 245 to 1276 and encodes 343 amino acids. Lineage: Eukaryota; Viridiplantae; Streptophyta; Magnoliopsida; Malpighiales; Salicaceae.
UUUUUUCAACAAAAAACCAAUACCAUUUUCACGUGCAAUGUGCUGUAGAUAAUUUGUUUCAUAACAAGGCCUUUAAAAGCUCAGUUUCUCCAUCCAUACAAGACCCAAAAAGCAGAAAGCCUUUCUUCUUUUUGGGUGGUUUCUGUGCUGCAACUCUUCUCUCUUUGUGUUGCAUUUAAGAGGGAAAAGGGAAGAAGGAAGAAAUACACUGCGUUUCUGAAAAGAAAGAAAGAGUGCGAAAGAGAUGGCAUUAGAGGCUGCAGUCUUUCAACAAGACUGGUUUGGCCACAGCAGCAAAGAACUCUACAAUUUUCCAGGUGGGAAUUGGAGCUAUGACUUUGGCCUAGACCAAAAUGAAGAAGAUCAAGACAAAAGCUGCUCUUCGUAUUUUCUCGAGAACCAAACAGAAACAUUUCUUCAUGGGGAUUGGAACCCUUUGCCGCCACCUGAUUCCAUGGUGCCUCCGUUCAGUGAUUUGCAAUUAACUUGUAGCAACAUUCCAUCCUUAUCAGAAGCUAGCAUUAAUGCAGCAAAUGGAUUAAUGAGUACUACUCCAACUAGUGAUCAUCAUCACCACUUGGGUGAAUCAUCAGCAAUGCCUGCUACUCGUGUUAAGAGAAGGAGGUCAAGGUGUAAGAAGAACAAAGAAGAGAUUGAGAAUCAGAGAAUGACUCACAUUGCUGUAGAGAGAAACCGAAGAAAGCAAAUGAAUGAGUAUCUUUCAGUUCUGAGAUCUUUAAUGCCUGAGUCCUACGUUCAAAGGGGUGAUCAAGCUUCAAUUAUUGGAGGCGCCAUUAAUUUUGUCAAGGAGCUUGAACAAAAGUUACAAGUUCUUGGUGCCUGUAAAGAAAUGAAAGAAAAACCAAAUGGUGAUGAUCAGCAACAUGUUUCUUCACUGCCUUUCUCUAAAUUCUUUAUAUUUCCACAGUACACAACAAGCUCAAUUCAUUGCGAAAGCUCGGCUGGCAAGGAUGAAAAACUGAUGAAGUCUCAAUCUGCUAUAGCUGACAUAGAAGUGACCAUGGUGGAGAGUCAUGCGAACCUCAAAAUAAGAUCGAAAAGGCGGCCGAAACAGCUCUUGAAGGUUGUUUCUGCUCUGCAUAGUAUGCGGCUCACUGUUCUUCACCUAAAUGUCUCAACAGUUGAUCAAAUUGUGCUUUAUUCUCUAAGUGUCAAGGUAGAAGAUGAUUGUAAGCUGAGUUCUGUGGAUGAGAUUGCUACAGCUGUGUAUCAGAUGCUAGGUAGGAUUCAAGAAGAGUCUAUGCUGAAUUGUUAGAAAGUUUACUAUUAAUUUUCCUUUGUGAUUGGCCCUCUUUUUGCCUCGACAUACCAUAUGCGGGCAAUUUCUGCAUUUUUUGGCAGUCUCUGAAAGGCUUAUUGCAACUAAUGUCUUUGCUAUUUUAUCCUUAGUGUAGCUUUCUCUAGUUGGUCUAAUUUGGAUGUUUCUGUUCCUUUGUUUUGUAACUUUUUUUUACCCUUUCUUUUUGUAGUUAUCUUAGAGCAUCUUGUGUAUGAGCCAUACAUAAAUGCUUGGUCAAUUCAAACCUUCUUUAAUGUCU